AUGAGAUUCUUCAUGAUCGCCCUCUUCUUCUGUUUCAUCUCGAACGUCUUCGCAUGGCACUACGGGGAUCGUGUUGCAUUGGCUGACGAUGAAUAUGAUCCAGAAGCUGUGGCCAACCGUCAACAGAUUGCCAAGGAGUACUUGAUUCGUGAGAAGUUCCGUACCCGUGUUCGUGAGCAGAUUGCCAAAGAAGAACUUCGUCAUAUGUAUCAAAGAGAGAAGAUUCGCAGAGCUAUGGAGGACUUCAAUGAUAAUUAA
Molecule: messenger RNA, 258 nt
Organism: Caenorhabditis remanei
Lineage: Eukaryota; Metazoa; Nematoda; Chromadorea; Rhabditida; Rhabditidae
Exons: 1
Coding region: 1-258 (85 amino acids)
Source: RefSeq, a predicted model, not a curated record